This is a messenger RNA of Helicoverpa zea (corn earworm), 1959 nucleotides long. It is a transcript of the gene Chd64, whose product is annotated as myophilin-like. NCBI's taxonomy places the organism in Eukaryota, Metazoa, Arthropoda, Insecta, Lepidoptera, Noctuidae. The coding region runs from base 166 to 732 and encodes 188 amino acids. The record is from RefSeq and is a predicted model, not a curated record. The transcript is spliced from 4 exons. Gene Ontology annotation, molecular function: protein binding.
GUCAUUCAUGCACACACUCACACAUCGGACUCCGUGCGACUCGGUCGUGUCGUGUUGACCCGCGCGCCUGUUUACAUUCUGUACACAGUGACUUCACGGCGAACACCCGUGUCAGUGAUUUAAUUUAUUAUUUACAAUAGCUAGCUGUUAGAUAGUUCACUCAACAUGGCCAACAACAGGGCUGCCAAGUCAGGAUUUGCCGCCGAAGCGCAGAGAAAGAUUAACAGCAAAUACAGCGAGGAGCUUGCGCAGGAGUGCCUAGAAUGGAUCAACUCGAUCAUCGGCGAGCCCACCAACACUUCGGGAGAUAUGGACAACUUCUACGAAGUGCUCAAAGACGGCACCAUUCUGUGCAAGCUCGUAAACGACAUUCAGCCUAAUAUGGUGAAGAAAGUGAACGUAUCAAAGAUGGCGUUCAAAUGUAUGGAGAACAUCAACGCUUUCCUAGAAGCGGCUAAAACGCUGGGCGUGCCCGCGCAAGAAACAUUCCAGACUGUUGACCUGUGGGAGAGACAGAACCUCAACUCCGUUGUUAUCUGCCUCCAGUCACUUGGCAGAAAGGCCGGUAACUACGGCAAGCCUUCAAUAGGACCCAAGGAAUCUGAAAAGAACGUACGCAACUUCUCCGAAGAGCAGCUGAGAGCCGGUCAGGGUGUCAUUUCUCUGCAGUACGGGUCCAACAAGGGCGCCACCCAGAGCGGUAUCAACUUCGGCAACACGAGGCACAUGUAAACCGCAGACUGUAAAGGCAACACCACACGCCACAUCUCCUCACGCGCGCAUGACAGUUUGACGAAAGUUCGGUCAUUCGUCGCGUGGGGUGUCAUCGUGUUUUUGCCAACAACCUGAAUGUACACUCGAAAUGUUCGACAGGGAUGAUUCUCAUCAAUUUUUACGAAUAUUUAUAAUAAUCUAUAAGAAUUUGUCGUCUAUACCUUAAUGUAGUCUAUUGAACUGUAAUGGGAAAAUACGCACAGUGUGUUAACUCGACAAGUUUAUAGAAAAAAAUAUUCCUGUUAAAACAGUUCACGUUGUAUUUUAAACAUUUUUGACACGUAUUCUUGAUGAUAAUCAUCCCUGAAUAUACACAAAAUAAUAAAUUAUGCAUAGUGCAGUACUUAUUAGAUUCAAAUGACUUAUUGUUAGAAUAGGAAAGGACCAUUCCUUGUAAAAUAUCUCUUUUUGAAUCUCCAUUUUGGCUAAUAAUCUGUCAACAUUAGGGUUCAGUUAUCUUGUUAGGGAUAAUGCAAUUUCGGUAUAAAUAGCUCAUUUAUAACUUUUUGAGAGUUAUCACUAUUUAAUAGUUUAAUUUGAGCAGAAAGUAUUGAAAUUGAUUAUUUUUCGCUAGCCCGAGAUCUGACCAAUGUUACAGUCAUAGAAAAGCAUUUACGUGACAAAAUCAUUCCGUAACCAUUCCAUAAUGUUGUGCAGUUUGAAGUACUUUAAUUUAUACAUACUUGAUAAGUUUAAGUCAGCUAGCAUUUGAUAUUAACCUGUUGUUUUAAUAAGAUUAUAAACUUUUCGGUUUUGCUUCUAAAAUGUUAUGAAUGUGCCAAUGUUGUCAUUCACGAUGUUUUUUUAUAAUAAAUGUUAUUAAACAGUACAAUUAUUAGAAUUACAAAUUCUUUUAUAGUAAUACUUGUGCCUUCUGACUCCGAAGGGGUUGAGAUAUAUUUUAAAGGUGUCUAACAAAAUAUGUAUAAUCGCUUUUGACUUAUCAGGGUUUCCUUCUAAUUCGUUUAUUGAGUAUUUAUUGAAAAAUUAAUCAUUCCAUUAUAUGUAUGUCUAGAAUGUUAGUACACACUGUGAUUAAUGAUUUUAUAUUACAUUCUAUACUAUAUUUUCAUAUAGUUACGUAUAUAUUUGAUGAUGACGUGUAAUUCUAGUUGUGUAAGUUUCGUAAAGUAUUUACUAUGCUUUAUGGAAGUACGUAGAAUAAUAAAAUUUAAGUAAACUAAA